GACGUUGUCGAACAGGCUUCUGUUCCCGCAGCCGAGCGUAGUAUGGAAGACGCGUCGCAGAUAGAUGUGGGCAAGCUCGAGGUGCAGGUGGUGGAGGCAAGGGAUCUGAUGCAAGCGGAUCGGUGGAGCCAGUCGGAUCCAUAUGUGGUGGUGACGUUUGCGGACAAGUGGGAGUCAACGUACACAGUGUCCGACUCGAACAAUCCGGUGUGGAAGAAGCAGGAGCCGUUCUUCUUUGAGGUCCGGUCGCGCAAGGCCAAGAUCUUUGUCGACGUGUUUGACAAGAACAAGAUGGAGAAGGACGUGUUUCUCGGGCAGGUGGAGAUUUCGCUGGAGGAGCUAGAGAACGGAUCCAAGCGCGACGCGUGGUGGUCGCUCAAGGAUCGGAUGGCUGGCGUGGAGGGAGCCCAGGUGGGGCGGGCCGAGGGCAAGGAGAUCACCGGCUCUAUCCACCUGCGGAUCGAGUACACGUACUCGCGUGUUUCUGAGGUUGCAGCAUACUUUCUCAACGAGGAAGUGGAUGUGUACGCGGUCAAGGGCGAGAAGAAGGCUGCCGAGUUCUCAAUGUCGGUGCUGAUCGGCAACAUCACAGUGCUGUAUGGCCUCCUCGAGCCGCUCAUCAACUGGUACUACCGGCAGUGGGACUACUGGAUGUGGAAGGACGCGUCGGCAUCGUUCACCAUGCUCCUGGUGUACUCGUUCAUUUCGCUCAACAACUGGCUCAUUCCGACGCUCAUUCCGCUGUACCUCCUCGCGUACAUGUCGUGGAACUACAUCGAGGUCGGCGGCAAGCUGACAUCGGCCGACGACGACGACUACACGUUUGCCGUGCAGGAGGGUGAGCAGCAGGUCGACAUGGGCUUCCUCGGCAUCUCGUACUACAAGUCGCAGAUGCAGGUCAUUCAGAACUCGAUCGGCGACACCAACGUGUGGAUCCAGGGCAACAAGGACCUGUUCAACUGGCGUUACCCUGCAACAACCAAGUACGUGUGGAUCGGCGUGGCCAUUCUCACCGUCCUGUGGUCCAUUGUGCCGUUCCGCUUUGUCAUGUUCACCAUCACUCUCUACCUCUUUACCCGCUUUACCAAGUUCUACGUCUACUCGUGGCGCAUCUACAAGGGCCUGUAUAAGAUCGUGGAGGAGCGUUACGGGCGCGAGGCCUCCGUCAAGCGCCGCGGCUUCGAGGCUUCGACGCCCAAGCCAGUCUCAAGCGCGAGCCCGGCCCCCAAGACCGUCUCGUCGCCAGUGGCGAGCCAGACCCGCCAGUCACCUGCCUCGAGCUCUGCUCGCAAGUCGAACAAGUCGCACAAGUCAAACAAGAGCGCGUCGCCGUCCAAACGCACCCGCAAGGCGCUUCCGCUAGCACCGACGGCGUCUUCCGCGUCAUCGGCUGCAGUGACGCCAGCACCGAGCACUCCGGCAAGCUACGCGACGCCUGCGGCCGACUCGCCGGCGGCGUCGUCGUCGGCCAUGGCCGACUCACCGUCGAGCUCGCGGCGACGCAAGGUGAAAAAGUCCAAGCACAAGCGCAAGCCGCGGACGCCCAAGGAGUAG
Messenger RNA from Thecamonas trahens ATCC 50062, 1554 nucleotides. RefSeq lists its product as uncharacterized. The record is from RefSeq and is a predicted model, not a curated record. Lineage: Eukaryota; Apusomonadida; Apusomonadidae. Gene Ontology annotation, molecular function: calcium ion binding. The transcript has 2 exons. Bases 43 to 1554 code for a protein of 503 amino acids.